AUGAAGUUCGCCCAAGAAUUCAGAAAGGCUCUCCAAGAAGAAGCGUAUCCGCAAAAAUGGAUCGACUCAGCCAUCCCUUACGGCCAGCUCAAAAAGUGCCUGAAGAAGGUCAUCUCCGAGCUGCAGGAGCUGGGUUUGGACAGGGACACUUUGUCCCAGCUGGCUGCCAGCCAGAAGGACGAUGCCGACCUGCGUUUCCGCUAUAACCUCGCCGGGGACGCCGUCGACUCGGGCCACUUCCGGCCCAGGUUGACCGUCUUUGUCCACCUGGAGGACGGCGUGGCAGUCGACGCCAAGCUGACGCCUUACACGAGGGACUUUUUGCACAAGAUUUCUUCGAGGACUGCUGGUACAGACUUGUCAUCGGCGCCAUCUCUCUGCGAGGGCACUGGUCAGUCGUCCGGGUCCGAAACGGACGUGACGCCUCCAGGGAAAGGAUCUGCUGACCUCCAGCGCAUUGAGGUGCCGCUGGUGUUUGAUGGCGAGUUCUUUGAAAUCCUGCAGACCGACGUGUCCAACCUCGACUCGCUGCAGGCUGAGGAGCAGGAAAAGUUGACACAACAGAUAAUUACGCUGGGCGGGGAAAUACAGACAGCCACAAAGCCGUCCAAAGGGCGCAAGGCGAGAGGCGAUCUGGCGACCUGGCGGGGCAUUUUCGAGCUUUACUUGGCCGCCCAGAUCUUCUUUUCCACCCGCGAGACCGAUCACGGUGCCAGGACGAGCAGCCAGGCCUGCAAGCAGCUUGAGUGGUUCCAGCAACAAGUCGUCAACCGCAAGCUGGACAAGGAGCUCAGGCUUGACGCCAGCCGCCAGGCCUUUGGCAGGUUCGUCAACAUGAACGUUGUGCUGCUGCAGAUCCUCAAGUUCCAGGAACUCAACAGUCUUGCCAUCACCAAAAUACUGAAGAGUAUGAACCGCAAACCAACGCCCCCCGUCCCCAUGCUGACAGACUCGCUGACCAAGUUGACAGAGUUCGACAAGCGGACAUCUCUGGGCGUAUCCAAGGCUUUCCCGGUGGCCGUCCACUCGGACCGACUCCUCACAGGCAGCGUAGCGCGCGACGUGUGUGCGCAGAUGUCCAACGAGCUCAUCCCCGUCAUUCCGCAGCUGGACGACUAUCUCUGUCCCAUAUGCUUCGCCAUCGCCUACUGGCCCAUCAAGCUCCAAUGCGACCACAUCUUCUGCAGCCGCUGUCUCGUCAAGAUGUCACGGAAGAACGAGAGACUGUGCCCCCUCUGCCGAGCCGACACGGUGAUGAUGGCGGGUAUAGACGAUCUCGACAGAGUGCGGGCUGCCUUUAUGCGGGAGUAUUUCCCCAAGGAAGUGAAGGAGAAGGUCAAGACCAGCGCGCGCGAGCGGAACAAGGAGAUAUUCGGACCGCAUCACUCAGAUGUGUUCUGCUCCGUCAUGUGA
Molecule: messenger RNA, 1413 nt
Organism: Anthostomella pinea
Lineage: Eukaryota; Fungi; Ascomycota; Sordariomycetes; Xylariales; Xylariaceae
Source: the annotation of a GenBank genome assembly